GGCCGGGGGUAGGGAGACGUGUACGAGCGCCAGCGGCCCGGCCUCGCCCGUCUGGCCUGGCCCGCCCCGCCCCGGGCUGGGAGGUGAUGUCGUUAUGCGGAGGCUCCGGCCACUCCGCCGCCCCUCGGCCCCGGCCCCGGCCCCGGUCCCGUGCUGCCCAGAUGUCCCGGAGACCCGAGCUGGUGUGUGGAGCUGCCAUCGUGCUGGGCUGCGCCCUCCUGGUCACCCUCAAAGUCACCUCCAGUCGAGCAAAAGAUGUAACAAUGGCAGCGAAAGUUCCAGUUAAUUUCUUCUCCUCAAAAUCUCAAGUCCUUGAUCUUUUUCGGGGGCAACUGGACUAUGCAGAUUACAUUCGCCAAGAUUCUGAAGUUGUACUGUAUUUUUUCUAUGCCCCAUGGUGUGGACAGUCCAUUGCAGCAAGGAAAGAAAUUGAACAAGUGGCAAGCAGAUUGGCAGACCAGGUGCUGUUUGUGGCAGUUAACUGUUGGUGGAACCAGGGGAAAUGCAGGAAACAGAAACAUUUCUUUUAUUUUCCUGUGAUAUAUUUGUACCAUCGGAGUUUUGGACCAAUUGAAUACAAAGGCCCUAUGAGUGCUGUUUAUAUUGAAAAGUUUGUUCGCCGGGUGAUGACACCACUACUCUACAUCUCGUCUCGAUCAAAAUUACUAGAUUUCCUCUCAAAUUAUGAGCCUGGAGUUCUAGGAUAUUUUGAGUUCAAUGCUUCACCUCAGCCUCCUGGUUAUUUGAUAUUCUUCACAUCAGCAUUACAUUCAUUAAAGAAAGAUUAUCUUGGAACAAUACACUUUGGAGUGAUCACGGAUAGACAAAUUGCAAAGGAGAUCUCGUUGACGCGCUCGGGGAGUGUGUACCUUCAUAGACGUGUCAACACUUCACUUAUCUAUCCAAAUGAAGUCAUGAACUACACAGCUGAGAAUAUUUGCAAGUGGGCUCUAGAAAACCGAGAGACAUUUAUACAUUGGUUGAGACCACAUGGAGGAAAAAGUCUUCUACUAAACAAUGAACUGAAGAAGGGACCAGCACUUUUCUUCUUUAUACCCUUCAAUCCCUUAGCAGAAAGUCAUCCUCUUUUAGAUGAAAUUACCAAAGUGGCCUUGGAAUACAACAACUGUAAUAAAAGCCAGGCAGCUGAACCUGUUCUUCAGCACUUGAGAGAUGCAAAUUCACCAGAUUUUGAGUCCAUUGUUCCACAUGCGCGAACACAAGUUGCAGACACAUACUCGAUAACAAAGUACCCAUGCUGCAACACGGUGGUGCUCCCUCAGUGGCACUUGAUCUCUAGGACUCACAAUGUCUGUGAGCUUUGUGUCAACCAGACAGUUGGGGUCAAACCAAGUAAAGUCAAUGUACCACAGUGUAACUUUUUAGAGAUAGAAGCAGCUUUGGACUCUUUCUACCUCAAGGAACAUACCUUUUUCCAAUUUGUAUCAAAUACCAUAGAAUGCAGCAAUUUCCUAAGUUUCUAUAGUCCUUUUAGCUACUACACUGCAUGUUGCAGGACAGUAAAUAGGGGUCUGAUAAAUUUAAUUAGUUCUGAAAAGACCAUAUUUCAGACCCCUAAAGUAACAUUUUCUUCCAAUGGGAAGAAAGGUAAGGAUGAUACCCAUCAUUCUAUUCCUCACAUUGAGGAUAGGAAUUAUUUUACUUCUGAUCUUAGUGUUAAUGGCACUCACAUUACUGGCCUGAGAUGCAGGACCAACAAGACCUUGAAUUUCUAUCUACUGGAUUCAAAUUUGUUUUGGAUGUAUGCGGAGAGACUUGGAGCAUCAAGAUCUACUGAUAUGAAGGCAUUUGCUGCCAUUGUUGAUCUGAAGGAAGAGGCACACUAUACCUUGGAUCAGAAUCAAACACUUAUAAAAUCAGCUCUAGAGAACUUCAUUCAAAACUUCAGCAUUCUCUACAGUCCCUUGAAAAGGCAUCUUGUUGGUGACUCUUCAGUUCAUUUUCCUGCACAGCACAUAAUCACCGAAGUGACUACUAAUACCUUUCGUGAUGUGGUUGUUUUGAGUGAAAAGAAUGUCUUGCUGCUCUAUUAUGCGCAAUGGUGUGGAUUCUGUGCUUCUCUUAAUCACAUCUUUAUCCAACUAGCACGACUUCUGCCUCCAAAUAACUUCACUGUGGCGAGAAUUGAUGUCACUCGAAAUGACCUUCCAUGGGAAUUUAUGACGGAUCGUCUCCCAACCAUUUUGUUUUUCCCUUAUAACAGGAAGGACAAAAGUGUGAAGUUUCCUGAAGAUUUUUCAGUUACUCUUCCUAAUCUGCUUAAGUUCAUUUUACAUUACUCAAGUCUACCUUCAGCUGCACCUGACUUAGAGCCCUUUGCCAAAGCAUGUCCACAGGGAGAGAGAGUGUUACAGCAACAGCAUAUCUCCCACUUAAGGAGUGAGAUUCAGAAAUUGAGAUCAGAAGUCAGUGCACUACACCAGGCUCAAGAUCAGCUGGAAGCCCAACUUUCUGAAGCCAGAAGAGAAGAACAUAAACUACAACAGCAAAAGCAUACACUGGAAAAGCAGCACAGUAUCCUCCAGCUCCACAGUGAACAAUUACAGGCACUAUAUGAACAGAAGAACAGAGAAUUAGAAGAAAUGGCUGAGAAGCUUCAAGAAUUAGCAGAUGCAUCAGAAAACCUCCUUACAGAGAAUGCUUUGCUAAAAGUCCUGCUAGCAGCAAUGGAGGGGAAGCUAGAGAACAGAGAUGAAACCAAGAAAUCCAUUCAGUCAGAGGAGACUCUUUCCACCCAUGAUAUUGGGCCAGUUCUAACUGCUAUAGACAGAUUACAUGAAAGAGAAAGGCUUGAUGUUUCCAAUAUUGAUACCACGGUGAUGGAGCAUAAAGAAAACAGGACAGAGUAAUUACUUAUGCUAUGGGGACUGGGGAAAAAAAAAUCAGGAAUGACACUGUAUUGGGAAGGUAUUUAUGCAAAUUUUAUUUGUUGUAAAUAAAAUUUUCCAAUUGUCUAGAAAAAUCAAACCAGAAUAUUUCUGUAAUAUUUCAAACAAUUUACCAGAUCUUGAAACCUAAAUGGAGAUAUGGAAAACACUUUCCACUUUACUAUUGCACUAAUUUGAUAGCCAUUUUAUUAAUUUAACCUAGGUUAAAAAUAGUAAAUUCCCAGGGACAGCAGAGUGAAGCAUCUCCUUUUAAGGGACCAAUUUUUGCACUGGCUUCCUCCCCGUUGUCUCCCAGAGGAAGUGUUCAUUUAGGAACUUUGACAAUUUAUACUUUUCUAAGAAACAGCUGAAGUUAGCCAUGGUCACUGCAUUUUGCCUUUGUUUACAGAAUUGACUGGAAAUGUUAAGUUUAUUUAGUAAACUUGAAUGAAAAGUCAAAUGGUUAAAAUAUUCUGUUAUUCCUGUUAUAGGAUUUCAGGAACUCUGCAUGCCACUUUUACAUGCUCCACAAUUAACCUAUAAUUGUCUUAGAUGUUUCAUUCACUUACUUACAAUUCAAUGAAAAUCUGUUCCUUAUGGGGAACAAAUGGCGAAAUAAUCUCAUCCAACCUCCUUAUGCAUCUCACUAAUGUUCCCUCUGCCUCCCCCCCCCCCCCCGCCCCAGGACAAGUGGGAGGAGAAUAAAGUGAGGCAUCCCAAACAAUCAAAAUUUACUUACUUAUUGCUCAGCAUAUAUGCAGUUAAAAAUCCAGUAUGCAUGUAUAGGCCAGUGUCUCAAACCAUAGACUGAAAAAUUAAAAUUGGCAUCUUUAGAGCCAGUAAAUAUACCACACAGUGUUUGCCCCCUCCCUAGGCAGUUGUAUUCCACACUGCACUUAGAGGAAGGAAGCGUUCGUCCAUUAGUAGCAAUGGAUUUGCUUAGCCAAGCCCUGGCUUUUGCAAUGAAAGACACUUCAUUUUCUAGCCUCAGUUUAAUCAGUGCACACAAGAAUAAGAAUGCAACUCUGCUAGCUCCCUCCAGGACAAGCUGCUAUUUAGUUCAUAAGUGGACUAUCAUUUGCUUGCAGACAAAGUCAUUAAGGCCUAGCUAGCUAAGAAUAAAUAGUGUUGUUAUUCCCAAUGUAUAAGCCAUCAUUCACACCAGUGUUUAGCAUAACAACUGUUCCCCCCCACAGACAAACUUUUGCAUUAUCUACUGCUUGUACACCCCCUCCCCCCCUUUCCAUCUCAGUUUGCUAGGGAGUUUGACUUAAACUAAAGGAAUUUGUUAGCUACAUAUAAACUGUAUUGGGCAAAAGCUGCGUAGUUAGUGGAAUAUGCAGGCCUAAAAGUUAGGAAAUCUAGAACAUUUUAGCCAUGGUUGAAUGAUUGUUCAGAACCUAUGAUACUGUUUAGAGUCUAUAAUUCUUCACUCCAAGUACCUGUUAUAGGUUUCUCUUUAGUAAAGAGAAGGGAAAGGUUGGGAAAUGUGGGGCCUCUUUGUGUGAAGGUACUUCACAUUGCACCAAUUUUUUUUUUUUUUUUAAAACCUCUACCCCGCCCACAAACUAUUUUUCCCCUCCCUCCCUCUAUCCCUUCCCCAACACAGCCAAAAUUUAGUUAGCUGUUACAAGACAGAUUUCUGCCUGCCCUGUAAGGUGAGACUAAAAAAAACCUUACCUACAAAAUACAUUAACUGUAGACAAUUUGGUAUCUAGACUAAAAACAGUUUGCACAGUUGGCUGUUUAGCUUCAUGUUUACAUAUGUCCCAACUACUGGUACACACAAACAGUGGUUAUGGGGG
Chelonoidis abingdonii (Abingdon island giant tortoise) is the source of this 4693-nucleotide messenger RNA. It is a transcript of the gene TXNDC11, whose product is annotated as thioredoxin domain containing 11. Lineage: Eukaryota; Metazoa; Chordata; Testudines; Testudinidae. The record is from RefSeq and is a predicted model, not a curated record.